AUGUUAACCGGCGCUGAAGUGGCGGUCCACUCGUCAAAGGAGUCAUGUUGGAUCGUUAUCGGUCUCCAAGUAUACGAUAUCACGGCGUUUCUCUCUCAGCACCCCGGAGGCGCUAAUAUCCUGCUGAGGAAUGCAGGCACCGAUGCAACGGCGGCCCAUUUAGGUCCUCUGGAUCCAAAUACGGCAAAGGAUAUGGCACUGGCUAAGUCAACCUCGACCCAGUCGGUCCCAACUGGUGAGGACAAUACACCUCCUCAUUUAUCUCUCUGUGUAAGAGUCUCGGACUUUGAAGCGCCGGCCAAGGCUAUCCUCUCCAACAAGUCUUGGGUUUACGCCUCUGCCACCGCUAACUCGGGCCAAUCCAUGAGACGUAAUCUGGAUGAUUGGUCCCUCAUAUCUUUCCGCCCACGUGUUCUAUGA
Pseudogymnoascus verrucosus is the source of this 420-nucleotide messenger RNA. RefSeq lists its product as uncharacterized. The record is from RefSeq and is a predicted model, not a curated record. Gene Ontology annotation, cellular component: membrane; intracellular membrane-bounded organelle. Gene Ontology annotation, molecular function: heme binding. NCBI's taxonomy places the organism in Eukaryota, Fungi, Ascomycota, Leotiomycetes, Thelebolales, Thelebolaceae. Bases 1 to 420 code for a protein of 139 amino acids. The transcript is spliced from 3 exons.